AUGAAGAAAGACCUCGAGGUGGCGGGCUACGCCGUGCUGCCCCUACAGCUCCCCAAGACCUCCUCUGCAAAGGCUGCCACGCAUUACAUGUACCUCCGCGUCCACGAGCCUCGCAUUCCGGACGAAGACACCCCUCGCUCGAUGUUCAUUGUCAACGUGCCCAUCGACACGACCGAGACUCACUUGCGCCACCUCUUCGGUACCCAGCUUUCGGCCGGCCGCGUCGAGCGCGUUCACUUCGAGUCCGUCCCCACGAAGAAGAACCAGGCUGCGCUCCCGCAGGCAAAUGUCGGCGGCAGCAAGGCCAAGAAACGGAAGCGCGUCACCGCGGAUGAGCUGGAGUCUCAGCUGGAGGAUAUCGAACUCCCCGCGGUCUGGGACCGGCCGCUGCAGAAGAGCGGAGCGCACGCCGUCGUGGUCUUUGUGGAUCAGCCCAGCAUGGAGGCCAGCCUGAAGGCUGCCCGGAAGGCCGCGCGCAAGGCGGUCAGUGGCAGCAGCAGUAAGAAAAUUGUCUGGGGGGAAGGGCUUGACGAGGACCGGGUGCCGGCUCUCGGGCUGGAGCGGUAUCUCUUCCACUCGCAGGCCCGGUAUCCCAGCCGUGGAGAGUUGCUCCGCACGGUCAACGAUUUCAUGACGGUGUUCGAGCAGGUGGCCGAGAGCCGGAAGCGCGAGGCGGCGCGCAAGGCCCAGGAGCCGGACGAGGAUGGCUUCGUGACGGUCACGAGUGGACCCAAGCUGGCGGACGCGACGCACGAGGAUGAGGCCCGCGAGUUGAUCGAGAAGCAGAAGAAGAAGCAGGAGGGCCUGGAGGACUUCUACCGCUUCCAGUCCCGAGAGAAGCGCAAGGAGAGGCAACAUGAGCUGUUGCGGAAGUUCGAUGAAGAUAAGAGGAAGUUGGCGGAUCUGAAGAGGAGGAAGGGGAAAUUCGCGCCCGAGUGA
Molecule: messenger RNA, 939 nt
Organism: Aspergillus japonicus CBS 114.51
Lineage: Eukaryota; Fungi; Ascomycota; Eurotiomycetes; Eurotiales; Aspergillaceae
Product: putative ribosomal small subunit assembly protein
Exons: 2
Coding region: 1-939 (312 amino acids)
Biological process (GO): ribosomal small subunit assembly; rRNA processing
Cellular component (GO): UTP-C complex; CURI complex
Source: RefSeq, a predicted model, not a curated record